UAUCUGAUUUCUCUCUUUCUCCCCCCCUUCCCUUGCUGCUACACUUACUUGCCAGUCCUUCUUUGCAUCCCUGCUGUUCACUGUGUGUGGGCCUGUGUCCGCGCCUGUCCCACCAGCUGUGUGUGCACUCAAGAGAGGAGUUGUGCCAUCCUUUGCGACCGUGCUGGUUUCACACAGAUCCCAAAAGAGUUUCCCUGUGAGGCCUACUCUAUUAACCUGGAUAAAAAUAGCAUCAAAUUCCUUGCUGAGAGGGCCUUUGGUACCCUCCCAUCGCUCAGAUCUCUCUCAUUAAGCCACAACAACAUAUCCUUCAUCACUCCUGGUGCAUUCAAAGGGCUAGCCAGCUUGACGGAACUAAAAAUGGCCCACAACGAAUACAUUCAGUAUUUGCACACAAGGACUUUCAUUUCACUCAAGAGGCUCGCCAGACUGGACUUAGCGGACUGCAACCUUUACAACAUCCCAGACAGGAUUUUUAUAGAGCUUCCAGCCCUUCAGGAACUCUUUUGCUUUCAGAACAACUUCAAAAGGAUUCCAGGAGCGAUACGAGGGAUGGAGAAUUUGACCCAUGUUUAUCUGGAGAAAAACAAGAUCGAAGCUGUGGCUUAUAAUUCUCUCUUGGGUCUGACCCAACUGAAAUAUCUCAAUCUGCAAGAUAACAGAAUAAGCGUGAUUCAUGACAGAGCUUUUCAGUACUGUCAGAAAUUGGAGUAUCUUUAUUUAAAUGACAAUGUCCUCAGCGACCUCCCUGAUAACUGUUUUGACGGCCUGAGACGUCUCAACAUGCUUAAUCUUGGUGGCAAUUUACUUCGAAAUGUCUCUAAUACAUGGUUCCAGGACCAGUUAGAGCUGGAAGUUUUGUAUUUGGACAGGAACAGGAUUAGCCACAUUGAGGAAGGGGCUUUUGAAAACCUCAUAGGCUUGGUGUCUUUGCACUUGAACAGUAACAACCUAACCACCUUGCCUUUUUCAGUCUUCCAACCUGUCUACUUCCUAGGAAGACUCUACCUUUUCCGGAACCCCUGGGAAUGCGAUUGCAGGAUUGAGUGGCUGAAGGAAUGGAUGGAGAACUACAGACUUGUCAGAGAUAUUCCGUGUGCCUCCCCAUCCUCUGUGGCUGGUCUUGACUUAACUGAUGUUUCUUUUGAGAGAACGCCCAACGGUUUUUGUCUUGACCCAGAGGAGCUAAAUGCCACAACUUACAAUCCUUUCGCAACCGCAGAACCACAGUCUACCACAGAGAACAAAUUCAACAGCCUUAUCUCUAAAUUCCUACUCCAGAAGGGCCUUUCGGAAGAAGUAGGAAACACCACAGAAGCUUUUGUCAACACAACUUUGUUAGAUGGAUUGACUAAUGAGGCAUCUUUAGGACUGGGGGAAUGCAAUAUCAGAUUAGUAUGUUACCUAAAUCUCUGGAUAUUAUUUAGAACUACUGUAAGUUCUAUGCCCUCUGUAUAGUGUUUUGUACAGGAUAGGAUGUUAAGCUACCACCUUCAGACAUAGGUCAGGUACAAAAGGACUCUGGUUUAGUGCAUAUUUAGACCUAGUGAUCUACUUUGGGCCCAUCUUUCAAAAUAGGUUUAGGUUCACAGAGGCAGAACUCCUUUAUAAAGCGCUUUAUAAUUUUAUAAUCUGUCACACUUAGUGAGUGUGAUUCCUGUCAUUAGUCUCCCAUAAGAGUGGCUCUAAAGUCCCUCAGCUGCAGUAAAAUUAAUCCAAAUUCACGCUGUAUUGAAAGAAAGUUGGCAGGAACAUGAUUGCUGUUCAUAUUUUGUAAUCAGACAUAGCUCAAUGAGGAAGACAGAAAACAAUAUGUAUGGUGAUAUGUACUGAAGAAUUUAGAUAAUAGACUUGCAGCUUUACUAAGGGAUUUGAGGAGACAUUCUGGUGGUUCUUACAUAUAGGAUGCUAUCGUCAUGGAACAAAAAAGGGUGAUGGCGUUCUGCAGCUAUUAAAAGGAUCAGAAAGAGAUAGGGAUCAGUUUCUCUGUAUGAAUCUCUUCCACCUGAUGGGAACCAAUUUAGCAAGACUAAAGCAUAAUAAUCCAGAUAUUGGGGAUGGGUUUUUCCCCUUUUCUGCCAUGUUUUUUAUAA
Molecule: messenger RNA, 2093 nt
Organism: Zootoca vivipara (common lizard)
Lineage: Eukaryota; Metazoa; Chordata; Lepidosauria; Squamata; Lacertidae
Gene: NYX
Product: nyctalopin
Molecular function (GO): protein binding
Source: RefSeq, a predicted model, not a curated record